AUGGCAACUGGAUAUUAUGAUUGGUUGGUAAAGGUAAUUGUUUUAGGAGAUUCAGGAGUCGGAAAGACUAACAUCCUUACUCAAUAUUGUGAUCAAAAGUUUUCAUAAAAUUAUAUGGCAACAAUAGGCGUUGAUUUUAAGAUAAAAACAAUUACUGUUGAAGAUAAGAAAAUCAAAUUAUAAAUUUGGGACACAGCAGGAUAGGAGAGAUUUAGGAACAUUACUCAAACAUAUUAUAAAGGGGCAUUUGGAAUAAUUUUUGUUUAUUCCAUAGUAGAUAGAAACUCAUUCAAUAAUGUCGAAACUUGGAUCAAAUCUAUAACAGAAAAUACGACUGAUGAAGUUUGUUCAAUCUUAGUCGGAAAUAAGAUGGAUUCUCAAGAUAGAAGAGUUCAAUCAUCGGAAGGUUAAGCAUUAGCAACAAAGUAUAAAAUGCCAUUCAUUGAGACUAGUGCAUUAGAAAAUAAAAAUAUAUAAAACAUUUUCGAUAUACUAGGUCUUAAUCUGAAGAAAAGAUUGGAAAAUGAGACUCUGAAGCCACAAGCUACUGGUGAGAGCUAACAAACUUAAUUCAAAAUAAAUUAGACUCCUUAGCCACAACCAGCACCAUCUUCUUGCAAUUGUUGA
Messenger RNA from Paramecium tetraurelia, 627 nucleotides. RefSeq lists its product as uncharacterized. NCBI's taxonomy places the organism in Eukaryota, Ciliophora, Oligohymenophorea, Peniculida, Parameciidae. Gene Ontology annotation, biological process: protein secretion; regulation of exocytosis. The transcript has 4 exons. The record is from RefSeq and is a predicted model, not a curated record. Gene Ontology annotation, molecular function: GTPase activity; GTP binding.